CUCUUUUUCUUGGAAAAGCGGUGGCGAGAGAAGUGAAGGUGGCUGUUGGGUAGGGAAUCAAGACUCCUGGGCGGUGGAGAGGGUGGCGGGAGGAUGAGCUCCCCGGGCACAGAGAGCGCAGGGAAGAGCCUGCAGUACCGAGUGGACCACCUGCUCAGCGCCGUGGAGAGCGAGCUGCAGGCAGGCAGCGAGAAGGGCGACCCCACCGAACGCGAACUGCGAGUGGGCCUGGAGGAGAGCGAGCUGUGGCUGCGCUUCAAGGAGCUAACUAACGAGAUGAUUGUGACCAAGAAUGGCAGGAGGAUGUUCCCGGUGCUGAAGGUAAAUGUGUCAGGUCUGGACCCCAAUGCCAUGUAUUCCUUCUUGCUGGACUUCGUGGCGGCUGACAACCACCGCUGGAAGUACGUGAAUGGGGAAUGGGUGCCUGGGGGCAAACCAGAGCCUCAGGCGCCCAGCUGCGUCUACAUCCACCCAGACUCGCCCAAUUUUGGGGCCCACUGGAUGAAGGCGCCUGUGUCUUUCAGCAAAGUCAAACUCACCAACAAGCUCAACGGAGGAGGACAGAUCAUGUUAAACUCCUUGCAUAAGUAUGAACCUCGGAUUCACAUCGUGAGAGUUGGGGGCCCGCAACGCAUGAUCACCAGCCACUGCUUUCCCGAGACCCAGUUCAUAGCUGUGACUGCCUACCAGAAUGAGGAGAUUACAGCCCUUAAAAUUAAAUACAACCCGUUUGCUAAAGCCUUCCUUGAUGCCAAAGAAAGAAACGACCACAAAGAUGUAAUGGAGGAGCCAGGGGACUGCCAGCAGCCAGGGUAUCCCCAAUGGGGGUGGCUUGUUCCUGGUGCUGGCACCCUCUGCCCACCUGCUGGCUCCCACCCUCAGUUUGGAGGCUCACUCUCUCUCCCCUCCACACAUGGCUGUGAGAGAUACCCAACUCUACGGAACCACCGGUCAUCGCCCUACCCCAGCCCCUAUACUCAUCGGAACAACUCUCCAACCUAUGCCGACAAUUCAGCUGCAUGCCUGUCCAUGUUGCAGUCCCAUGACAACUGGUCUAGCCUCGGAGUGCCUGCCCACACCAGCAUGCUGCCUGUGAGUCAUAACGCCAGCCCACCUACUGGCUCUAGCCAGUACCCCAGCCUCUGGUCUGUGAGCAAUGGUACCAUCACCCCAGGCUCCCAGACAGCUGGGGUGUCCAACGGGCUGGGCGCUCAGUUCUUUCGAGGCUCCCCUGCGCAUUACGCACCCCUGACGCACACAGUCUCAGCCACCACGUCCUCCUCGUCCUCUGGUUCUCCGAUGUAUGAAGGGGCUGCUACAGUCACAGACAUUUCUGACAGCCAGUAUGACACGGCCCAAAGUCUCCUCAUAGCCUCGUGGACACCUGUGUCACCUCCAUCCAUGUGAAUUGAACUUUCCUCCAUGUGCUAAGACUUGUAGCAACCGGUGUCAGCUGGAUCUUCUAGACUCAACGUGGCAGGCUCU
This is a messenger RNA of Mastomys coucha (southern multimammate mouse), 1485 nucleotides long. It is a transcript of the gene Tbxt, whose product is annotated as T-box transcription factor T. Lineage: Eukaryota; Metazoa; Chordata; Mammalia; Rodentia; Muridae. The transcript has 8 exons. Gene Ontology annotation, cellular component: nucleus. The coding region runs from base 94 to 1407 and encodes 437 amino acids. The record is from RefSeq and is a predicted model, not a curated record. Gene Ontology annotation, molecular function: RNA polymerase II cis-regulatory region sequence-specific DNA binding; DNA-binding transcription factor activity, RNA polymerase II-specific. Gene Ontology annotation, biological process: heart morphogenesis; cell fate specification; mesoderm formation.